AUGAAGGCUAGCUGUUCCGUCGCCCUUCUGGCCGCACUCGCCGGCAGCGCCAUCGCCGUGCCGGCGGAGCUUUCGGCCCUGAACCGGCGCACGGUCGCGGUUCUGGAGGCUGGUAGCGCAGACAAUUUGACCCAGAUAAACGCCAAGAAUCAUGCCAGCAUGGCCACGAAGAUGAGAAUGAAUCAGGCUCAGAACGAGGAGGUCAAGAAGGGCAUAGUAUUUGAAACCAAGAGCACCGUCGCGUCACUCAAGAGACUCGCCAGCAAUCGCCUACGGGAGAGGCUCGGCCACAGCAAAGUACAGUGUGCCGCAGAAGUCAUCUACUGCCAGAUUGUAUGGCACAGGGUCUCCUUCUACGUCAACCAGAUACAGCGUGCCGCAGAAGUCAUCUUCUGCCAGACUAUAUGGCACAGGGUCUCCUUCUACGUCAACCAGAUACGUUGUGCCGCAGAAGUCAUCUUCUGCCAGACUAUAUGGCACAGGGUCUCCUUCUACGUCAACCAGAUACGUUGUGCCGCAGAAGUCAUCUUCUGCCAGACUAUAUGGCACAGAGUCUCCUUCUACGUCAACCAGAUACAGCGUGCCGCAGAAGUCAUCUUCUGCCAGACUAUAUGGCACAGGGUCUCCUUCUACGUCAACCAGAUACGUUGUGCCGCAGAAGUCAUCUUCUGCCAGACUAUAUGGCACAGGGUCUCCUUCUACGUCAAGUAG
This is a messenger RNA of Hirsutella rhossiliensis, 711 nucleotides long. RefSeq lists its product as uncharacterized. The transcript has 2 exons. Bases 1 to 711 code for a protein of 236 amino acids. The record is from RefSeq and is a predicted model, not a curated record. NCBI's taxonomy places the organism in Eukaryota, Fungi, Ascomycota, Sordariomycetes, Hypocreales, Ophiocordycipitaceae.